Molecule: messenger RNA, 792 nt
Organism: Moesziomyces aphidis
Lineage: Eukaryota; Fungi; Basidiomycota; Ustilaginomycetes; Ustilaginales; Ustilaginaceae
Source: the annotation of a GenBank genome assembly
AUGACGUCGUUGGGGGCGAUGCACAAGGCUUUGGUGGCGGCGUUUUCGUCGCCAGCCUCCAAGCCCGAGGAGGUUCGAACGCUGCUCACCAAGCUGAAGAUCGGGCUCACGGAGCACAACCUACUCGUUCCUUCUGUGGCUUCGUCCGCAUCCAAGGCGGAUCUGGAGAUGGCGAGGUCGGUGUUGGAGAUGGGGGCGUUCUACUCGGUUCGCAUCGGCGACAUUCCGGGUUUCGACCGAUACCUUUCACUGCUCACGCCUUUUUACGACAGCACCCUCUCGGCUUCGGAGAACUACGAGCCGCUGUUGGGAUUGAGGCUGUUGCGACUGCUUAGUUCGAACCAGAUCUCGGCGUUCCACACGUUGAUCGAAACGCUGCCUACGGACUUGGUCAACAAAAGCACGUUCCUCCAGCAUCCUGUCAGUCUCGAACGUUGGUUGAUGGAGGGAAGCUACUCCAAGGUGUGGAGGCUCAGUCGCGAAAAGCCGCCGCAGCACGAAUAUGCCUUCUUUGUGGAUCUGUUGAUGGACAUGAUUCGAAACGAAAUCGCUAGCUGCGAAGAAAAGGCAUACGACCAUCUCGCCCUGCACGACGCGGCGACGCUGUUGUUCUUUGAAAACUUGGAUCAGGUCCUUGCUUUCGCCCAAACCAGAGGAUGGCAAGUCAACCCUUCGACACAGGUGGUCUCGUUCACGUCCGCCGAGGCUGCACACUCGGCCAACGCGAUCCCGAAGAAGGCGACGAUCGCAACCAACCUCGUCUUUGCAAAGGAACUCGAGUCCAUCGUCUAA